This is a messenger RNA of Sycon ciliatum, 1855 nucleotides long. RefSeq lists its product as uncharacterized. The record is from RefSeq and is a predicted model, not a curated record. The coding region runs from base 164 to 805 and encodes 213 amino acids. Gene Ontology annotation, biological process: Fas signaling pathway; extrinsic apoptotic signaling pathway via death domain receptors. Gene Ontology annotation, cellular component: PML body; mitochondrion. Lineage: Eukaryota; Metazoa; Porifera; Calcarea; Leucosolenida; Sycettidae. The transcript is spliced from 5 exons. Gene Ontology annotation, molecular function: transcription corepressor activity.
AUGCUUUGUCAAACACGUUUGUGAGUUAUCGAGAUGCAGUUUCAAGUACUGAUUAUGUUCGACUUGUAACGAAUUUCCUGGUGUCCAUUCUUCGUAGUUGUUUACUGGGUGACCGCCAUGGAAGCGCAGUGACUUUGCCUUACUAUGCUGGCAGGUUGCUGAAAUGGAUGAUUCGACCAGUCGUGGCAAAACAGCAAGGUCAAGUCCGGAGCUCGAUUUGUACGGUGACUUAGUGAACGGCGGCACAGUCAAUCAAGAUCCAGAAGCAUUAAGUCGUCAACUAGAAGAACAGAAGGCCAGAUAUGCAGACCUCGAUGUCAAGUACCGAGAGUGCUCUGAGGACAGUGUACGCUAUCAGACUACCGCCGCUGAGCUGACGAAGCGCAACAGUGCUCUUCAGAUGAACAUCUCGUGCCUAUACAAGACGGCCAAGUUGGAAAUCGACCGAAAGGACCGCGAGAUCCUGUCCCUCCGAGCCAGAUUGGAAGCGCUCAGCAAGGUCGCCUCCGACCUCAAGGCCAGCAAUGAUGCGGCAGGCCUACACAUGCAGCAGCUAGAGGCGCAGGUCACCAGCCUGCGAUCUAUGCCGCAGCUCAACGAACCCGACGUCCAGCCGGCAACACCAGCGUACGACAUGGCCGUGGACUCGAGCGACGACCGACCCAUCACUCCGGCGCGGCAUGAAAUGACCCCAGAGAACUACCGACAUCGUGCCAUGACGGAAUCCAGCGACUGGUCAUCAUGUUCAUCACCAAAAGGUGUUCCAGAUGCCUUACCCUUCGCCAGCAAAAUUCAAAGUGAAUAACAUCCAUGUGUUGCAAGCAUCUACAGGAAAAGAAGAGAUCAGCAACUGGUCUGUGCGGGCAUAUAAUCAAUGUUGAAUCAUCUUCUCAACCAUUCUGCUUGGCUCUGCUUGCCGAAUCUGCUUUUGCAACGGUAGACGACGGGGUGUUAUUGUGCAACGGUAAAUUACAGGACGUUAUUGUGCAAACGUUUACCGUGUGUGCACGCUUGGAGAGCAGGGUGUCUGACGCACCGGGCUGUCAUCAUCACUCUGGCCGGUGUUGAACAGCAGUGGCAGUAGACCAGGGAAUAGCUAGCAAUGUCAGGGCGGCUCUUUAAGCCAAGGGCGGCUCCUCAUGGCUGACUGAUCACCCCUCAACUAGCUGCUUUCUGCCAGCAGCUGUGCGUCGACUGCGUAGUGUAACAGUGUGUAACGGUGGUGGUACGUGAAUGCAUCUCUGCUGAUUUCACGGGAUCUUAUCAGCACUCUAUGGGAUGAGAGCAAAAUUGCCACCUUGGUUGACCCUGUGUCAUCAGGUCCCUGUCAAACUGAAGCCGACCACCAGCCUUGACAAAGAAAGAGAGGAUUUGUUCUCUUAGUCGGGCAAGUGUCUUCGCUGAUAAGCAUAUGUAUCACUGCUGCUGCGACCAACGAUACGUAAGCGCUCUGGUGUAUGCGUGUGUGUGUGUGUGUGUGUGUGCGCGCGCGUGCGUGCAUGUGUCCGUACGCAUGUGCCCCACCAAGCAGUCCCACUGGCUUGUCUGUCAUUGCAGGUGGAGGUGAGCUCCUUGUUCUCCAGGAGCUUCUGGAGUGUUCCCUGGAGAUACCUCUGUCUUGUUAGGAUGUAGUGUGCUAAUGAUAUGCUGGUGCUCUAAUGCACAUGGGAGGUUUUUUUCUCUCCCUGAUCUUGAUAUCCUUAUUGGUUGUCAGUUAUUCUCACUCUCAGGUUAUCUGCUGGCAGAUUGAUUGCCUGACAUAUUCUUUUUCGUUGUUCUCUUAUGUUUUACUCUCCGCUGUGAGCUGACAGAAGAAGUGUGCACUAAGCACUCAGAAGCCAACAUGUACUUUGAA